Oryzias latipes (Japanese medaka) is the source of this 1623-nucleotide messenger RNA. RefSeq names its product cyclin-dependent kinase inhibitor 1B-like. Gene Ontology annotation, molecular function: cyclin-dependent protein serine/threonine kinase inhibitor activity. NCBI's taxonomy places the organism in Eukaryota, Metazoa, Chordata, Actinopteri, Beloniformes, Adrianichthyidae. Gene Ontology annotation, biological process: negative regulation of mitotic cell cycle; negative regulation of cyclin-dependent protein serine/threonine kinase activity. The record is from RefSeq and is a predicted model, not a curated record. Gene Ontology annotation, cellular component: nucleus.
AACAUAUUAAAAACACCAAAAACACAAUUUUCAUAAAAAAAAGGCAUUUAAUGGAAGAAAAUCUGUUGCAAAGGAGCUUUCAGGACUUGUUGGCUAACAUAAAAGAAAUGAUGAUAGCAAACAUCCUGACAACUCCAGAAUAAAACAGCACAGACAGAUAAACGCGAGCAACAGCAACAUCACAAAGCUGGAAAUGUGAAAAAUGACAAAUACCAAGGGUUGAAAGGAAGUUAAAAAGAUGUCAGGGGUGAAGGCAACAGUCAGUGGUAAUCAUAUCAGUCUGUCCAGAAGAAGGGCUUAGAUGAUGCGUGGAACCCCUCAGGCUCUCUCAUGCCUCUGGAAGAGGACACGACCACCCACACAUGAGGGGGAUAAAUUGGUUUGAAUCAGUUCCGACUCCAGCAGCCGCAAGAAGCCACUAACAUCCUUACAUGCUUCCGCAUCUGUGCACUGCCGGUUGUCAUGUGGUAAUACACCAGCAAUCACAUUGAUAUCCUUCUUUUUUUUUUGGCUGAACUUUCUUUUUACUUGCUGCUAUGAAACGUCCAGUCUGUGCAUCAACAGCUGUCGGUCACUGUGAUUGUCUUUUUGAAUUGAGGUCAGACUUUAGCGCACAGAGGAUGAGGCUGUGGAGCUUUCAGUCAUCCCACAAUAGACGCCCACCCAUUGAGAGACCUGCAGCCAAUCAGAUGACUCCAACCAUUGUGCACAUGUUGUGCUCUGCAGCCUUUAAAUGGCCCCACAGCAUCCGCAUCACAAAUAGACAGGAGGAUGGAACGCACAAAAAAGUCUGCGUGCAGGAGUCUCUUUGGCCCCGUGGAUCACGAGCAGCUGCGCCAGGAUUUACAGCAGGAGCUCCGGGAGAUGACGGAGCGGGACAGCCAGCGCUGGAACUUUGACUUUCAGGCGGGGACACCUCUGCCCGGCGGGUUCCAGUGGGAGGACACACCUGCAGACCGCGCUCCUGCGCUCUACAGAGAUUCCCUCACCUGCCCAAGCGGCGGAGAGAAGAGCGCAGACACCAACCAGGAGAACUGCUUCAACAUCUCCAACAAAUGUGCGGAGGAGAAAACGCCCGUCCAGAGGAGGAGGAAGAGGAGGCCCCUUUCCAAACCUGGAGCCAAGCGCAAGGCCGACGCGCGCAUCACAGAUUUUUUCCAGAAGAGGAAGAAAACAGAAGCAAAGAGCAUCCUGAGACCAUUCCAACCAUCUUCCAAGGAAACAGUUCAACGCAGGACAAUGAGAUAAAUAUGAAUGGACUCUUCUUAUGAACUGUUUUAUGAACUAUCUUAUGAAAUAUUGUUGCACACAUUUUUGUUUUUACAAUUUAAUUUUCAUUUCAUUUUCUGUUUUCUAAUUUAAAAUCGAAAAUCUUCUGGAAAUAUGUAUUUAUUCUAUUUAUACAAAUAAUAAACUUAAUUUCAUUUAAUAUUUUAAUAGGUUUACGUGAUUUUGGCUUAUUUUGCUGUUAAUUUACAGGUAAAACAUUUUGAAAAAGGGCAAUAGAUUAUCAAGAUGAGUUUUGCUGGAUUUUACCUUUUUUUAGAUAAAGGCACUUUUUGUUGUAUGUGUGUCAAUACUUUUCAUAUUUGAAAUUUUGUUAUGUUUAAUAAACAGAGUUAA